AUGAGGAAGGAGAGCCCACCAUCCUCCGUCCCCGUCGGCCCCGUCGCUAAACUAUUCGGCAGCUGCUUGGAGAGAAAGCCAUUGGUGCUCACAUUGCUUGCUCUCACCUUCGUCAUGCUCAUCUGGAACCUCCCUCCCUACUACCAAAGCCUCCUCUCCACCACCACCCGCUCCUCCUCCUCCACUGCAUUAACUGCCAAUGCAUCUCUGCGAGCUGUUUCUUCUUCUUCAAUUAACCCAGCAGUGACAGAGCAGAAGCUUUCCACCCCAAAACCCAACGACCCCAACAAGCGCGUCUUUCAGUCAUACGGUAACGCCGCCGCUCUCUUCGUCCAAAUGGGGGCCUACCGAGGCGGCCCCACCACAUUCGCCGUGGUUGGCCUCGCCUCCAAGCCCAUCCACGUCUACAGGCGCCCCUGGUUCAAGUGCGAGUGGAUCUCCUCCAACGGCUCCUCCGCCCGCGCCUUGGCCUACAUGAUGCUCCCCGAUUGGGGCUACGGCCGCGUCUACACCGUCGUCGUCGUCAAUUGCACCUUCCCCGUCAAUCCCAACCACGACAAUUCGGGCGGCAAGCUCAGCAUCAACGCCUACUACGGCGAAAAUCCCAGAAAGAUGGAGAAGUUCACGGCAUUGGAGGAAGCUCCGGGGGCUUACAACGAGUCCAAGUACCGCCCGCCUUACCAGUACGAGUAUUUGUAUUGCGGGUCGUCUCUGUACGGGGACCUGAGCGCGGCGAGGCUGAGGGAAUGGAUGGCAUAUCACGCGUGGUUCUUCGGAGAGAAGUCGCAUUUCGUGUUCCACGACGCGGGUGGGGUGUCGGAUGAGGCAAGGGCAGUACUGGAUCCGUGGGUGAGGGCCGGGAGGGUGACGAUGCAGGACAUCAGGGCUCAGGCGGAGUUCGACGGCUAUUACUACAACCAGUUCUUGGUGGUAAAUGACUGCCUCCAUAGGUACAGAUACGCUGCCAACUGGACUUUUUACUUCGAUGUGGAUGAGUACAUAUAUUUGCCCCAUGGCAACAGUUUGGAAUCUGUUCUCAGUGACUUCUCCGAUUAUACCCAAUUCACUAUUGAGCAGAAUCCAAUGUCCAGUGUGCUCUGCCUCAACGAUCCCACCCAAGAUUAUUCCAGGCAAUGGGGGUUCGAGAAGCUGCUAUUCAGGGACUCGAGAAGAGGGCUCCGUCGGGACAGAAAGUAUGCAAUUCAGGCAAAGAACGCCUUCUCGACGGGCGUACACAUGUCCGAGAAUGUGACUGGAAAAACGUUGCACGACACAGAGACUAAGAUCCGCUACUAUCACUACCAUAAUUCUAUAACCGUACAGGGUGAGGUCUGCAGGGAGUUGGUGCCAAUGUCGGCCAAGAAGAACGUCACAUGGUUCAAUAAGCUCCCUUACGUCUACGACGACAACAUGAAGAAGCUGGCAUCCACCAUCAAGCAAUUCGAGCUCAAAACCAUUGGCAAUGUACAGGAACAGCAGUUGCCUCAGCCUGAGCCUGCCCACAUGAACAAUAUUAAUACUCCAAGGACAACGCAUACAUAA
This is a messenger RNA of Prunus armeniaca (apricot), 1542 nucleotides long. Lineage: Eukaryota; Viridiplantae; Streptophyta; Magnoliopsida; Rosales; Rosaceae. The record is from the annotation of a GenBank genome assembly.